Strigops habroptila (Kakapo) is the source of this 3524-nucleotide messenger RNA. RefSeq names its product solute carrier family 5 member 12 (gene SLC5A12). Gene Ontology annotation, cellular component: membrane. Gene Ontology annotation, biological process: transmembrane transport; sodium ion transport. The coding region runs from base 290 to 2182 and encodes 630 amino acids. Gene Ontology annotation, molecular function: symporter activity; lactate transmembrane transporter activity. NCBI's taxonomy places the organism in Eukaryota, Metazoa, Chordata, Aves, Psittaciformes, Psittacidae. The record is from RefSeq and is a predicted model, not a curated record. The transcript is spliced from 16 exons.
AGCUGAAUGUGCUGCUCCAGCCUGACAGAAACAUCAGUAGCACUAGGGUCUAAGUGCAUUCAGCACCUUCCUAACUCAUUCUUAGCUACUUUUUUCUUCCUCCUUAGGAUUGAACUGGGUAAAAAAAAAGAAAAAAAAGUCUCCUAGCUGAAUAGUCUUGCUGUUUAUAAUUUGUCAUUGAUGAGCUACAGAUAAGCUUCAACUUUGCUGUCAACUGAGUUCAUCUGUUCAGAGCAACAGCUACAGAAAACCAGACUCCUCCACAUCAGAGAAUUGUCCAACUGCUGCUAUGUCAAAUUUUGUAGCUCCAGAAGUCAAAAAAUUUGUGGCUUGGGACUAUGUUGUUUUUGCAGGGCUGUUUUUAGUCUGUGCUAGCAUUGGAGUCUUUUUUGCAGUUAAAGAGAGAAAAAAGAAAACUUCAAAGGAAUUUUUGGUGGGUGGUAAGCAGAUGACAUGUGGACCAAUAGCCUUCUCUCUCACAACAAGCUUCAUGUCAGCAGUGACUGUUUUGGGGACACCCUCCGAAGUCUAUCGCUAUGGGGCAUCCUUUGUGCUGUUCUUUCUUUCAUAUGCGCUUGUUAUCAUUUUUACUGCAGAACUCUUUCUACCUGUAUUUUACAGAUCUGGCAUUACAAGCACUUAUGAGUAUUUGGAGUUAAGAUUUAACAAGAUCGUCCGUCUUGCUGCAACGCUGAUCUACAUCCUGCAGACGAUCCUUUACACAGGAAUAGUGGUUUAUGCUCCAUCACUGGCACUCAACCAAGUCACUGGAUUUGAUCUCUGGGGCUCUGUGGUUGCAACAGGAAUUGUCUGUACUUUCUAUUGCACUCUGGGUGGAUUAAAAGCUGUUGUCUGGACAGAUGCAUUUCAAAUGAUUGUCAUGGUGGUUGGCUUCACGACAGUUUUGAUUCGAGGAACCACUCUGAAUGGUGGAUCAACCAAGGUCUGGGAAGUUGCCUAUGAAGGAGCACGAUUAAAUGUAUUUGACUUUGAUGUCGAUCCCUUGAGACGACACACCUUCUGGACAAUUGUUAUUGGGGGAACAUUUACAUGGCUAGGGCUCUAUGGAGUUAAUCAGUCCACAAUCCAGAGAUGCAUUUCUUGCAAAUCAGAAAAGCACGCUAAACUGGCACUUUACCUCAACUUGCUGGGACUGUGGGCAGUCCUCGUGUGUGCAGUGUUUUGUGGCUUGGUGAUGUACUCGCAUUACAAGAGCUGUGACCCUUGGACUGCUGAGUUCAUUUCAGCACCUGAUCAGCUCAUGCCGUAUUUUGUUAUGGACAUUUUUUCCUCGAUGCCAGGAGUCCCAGGCCUGUUCGUUGCCUGUGCAUUCAGCGGAACGCUAAGCACGGUAGCUGCCAGCAUCAAUGCUUUAGCAACUGUUACAUUUGAAGACUUGGUCAAGAAAGGUUUCCCAAACCUCUCAGAGAAGAUGAGCACAUGGAUCAGCAAAGGCUUAUGUGUAUUAUACGGUGUCCUGUGCACCUUGAUGGCUGCAGCAGCAUCGCUGCUGGGAGGAGUUGUGCAGGCUUCCCUCUCCAUCCAUGGUAUGUGCGGGGGGCCCAUGCUGGGAUUAUUUACUCUGGGAAUUGUGUUUCCUUGUGCUAACUGGAAGGGUGCUAUGGGAGGCCUCUUAGCUGGGAUUACCAUAGCUUUUUGGGCUGGUACUGGCGCUUUCAUUUACCCUGCUCCACCGACAAAGUCUGUUCCUCUGCAACUGUUGACUCUCAACUGCACACUAGCUAACAGCACCAAGGUACUGACGACAAUGGCGGCUCCCACAGCGGCUCCAGACAGACCUUUGCUGGCAGAUACCUGGUACUCCCUGUCCUACCUGUACUUCAGUGCCAUAGGCUGCCUAGGCUGUGCCAUCACAGGGCUGUUGAUAAGCUUUAUAACAGGACCUAACAAAGGAGAAGAUAUCCCACCAGUGUUAAUCCAACCAGUCUGCAACCUGUUGUGCUUUUGGUCUGACAGACUCAAAGCUCUGCUCUGGUGUGGUGUGCAGCACGACAGCAGAGAGGUGGACUUGGAAAAAGAUCUGCCUAAAGUUACUGCAAAUCAAACUGGAACCGAUGACACCUUCAAGGAUAGUAUCGACAAAGAAAACAAAUGCCAGUUCCCUGGUUACAAUCCUGAGGAAAAAUCCUAUACUAAUAUGAGCAGAGAAUCUCGCCUUUAGAAGCUGAGAGACAAGGGACAUUUAAUCAAACUUUAUGUCUUCAGCUUCAGAAAUGAACAGGUCCAACUGGAAUAAGGACUUCUUUCCCAUGUGUUUUUUAAGUCCAAUUGGAAUUUGCCUAAGUAUGUAUUGACAUGUGCUAAUAGCCACAGCAGAAACAGGGAAGUAUAAACUAGUAUUUCUGAUUUUUGCCUGAUUUUAUCCUGUAUCUUUUGCCUUGGGCCAGCCAAAGUAUUUUGAUUUUAGAGAAAACAUUAAAAAAAGAGAGCUCAUCUGUGACCUGCUGAAGAGCUGAAGUACUAUUACUACGUGGCACAGAAACAGAAGCUGUUGACACAUGGUUAAUGCUGUCAAACGGUGCUUGAUAAUCCACAGAAUGAAAAGAGAGACAAGAGAUUAAAUCAACCUGUGUGAUUCUAUAAGCACUGAGGAAAGUGCAUUAAUUAUUUCUGACUCCCGAGGAACUUAAUACACAACCCAGAAUAUGAAGGAACAAAACAUACUUUCCAAAAUAUGGGAAGCAAGUUCCACCAGCCCUUCAUCAGAGAACUAAAGGGUAAUGUAUCUGGUUAGACCAGACCUUCCAAUUUCUUCCCUCCUUUGUGCAAUACUGUAGAUACUCCUACAGUUGCCUUGUCUGGUCACAGAGAGCUGGAAUUAAUCCAGAAAUCUCAUGAAUAUGAUGAAAUGGCUGAAGAACUUACGGUCUGAUGCUAUGCCCUCUGGAUAUAAUAGAUCCUACUUAUCUGCUUUGAUGGGCUCUUGACUCUUAAAAUUAAUUUUAUAUGCAUAAUAAAAUGAUUGUGCUAAUACAUGCAAGUGCAUACUGGAAUCACACUUUUUUAUUCAGUAGGGUACUGUAAGUAGUAAAAAUUCAGGUCUUUUCAUAUCUGUCAGCAGUGAUUUUGCUGCAGCUUCAUCCCUAAAAAUAAAGUUAAAAUUUGCAGCCUUUAUAGUUACUGUUCUUUGUUGACUCUUUGUUUUUGUAAUUUUUUCUCAUCCAAUAUAGAGAAGCACAUUUUAGAAUUAUACAAGAGAAACAGAAUGACUGGAACUCUCUUUCUCCAUGCCCUUCUCUGCAAGGUAACCCUGCACACUCGCUCAGAUUGUUUAAAUUAAGUGCUGCUCUUUUCCCGUAUUAUGAAACAUUAGCAACAGGCAAUUUCAUCACCAAAAUGUGACUAUAACCAUAAGCAACACUGCUGUGUGCACAUAAAACUUGAAAUUUGAUUCUUUAUAUGAACAUCUACUUUCUAGAGUGAUUUUAUCCAAACCCCCCCCUCCCCAAACUGUAAGAAGGCAUACAAAUAAUAAUUAAAAAAUCUAAAAGUAACCACUGUUA